Molecule: messenger RNA, 387 nt
Organism: Bipolaris oryzae ATCC 44560
Lineage: Eukaryota; Fungi; Ascomycota; Dothideomycetes; Pleosporales; Pleosporaceae
Exons: 2
Coding region: 1-387 (128 amino acids)
Source: RefSeq, a predicted model, not a curated record
AUGCGUAUCGACAUUGUGUUCACCUUUACUUCCCUCUUGGGUAUGACGGAUGCUUUGCGCCGUAGUCGCAGGCACAACCCCCGAAAUUGGGGCAAAGGGCGUAACGAUUUCAACACCCAUCUUCCGCCAGGUAUCAACCUUGGGCUUCCCUGCCUCCCCCGCCGACGCUACUGUCGCAGGAACAGCCCAAAUGGUGACGGUGCCUAUGCCAUUGUCUCAGGGGGCACUUUGAAUUCCAUUGCUGGCAUCUUUUGCACCAUAGAAGACGCAUUGGCGGUCGAGAACUUGCAUUUCAUCAGAAACAAAGCCGGCAUUAGAACUGGUUGGGUUAUUCAAGAUCCUUGCAGCUUCAAUCAGCAGUCUUCGUCCUAUCGUCAGUACUAUUAG